Pundamilia nyererei is the source of this 1575-nucleotide messenger RNA. It is a transcript of the gene dcun1d4, whose product is annotated as DCN1, defective in cullin neddylation 1, domain containing 4 (S. cerevisiae). The record is from RefSeq and is a predicted model, not a curated record. Gene Ontology annotation, molecular function: ubiquitin conjugating enzyme binding; cullin family protein binding; ubiquitin-like protein binding. NCBI's taxonomy places the organism in Eukaryota, Metazoa, Chordata, Actinopteri, Cichliformes, Cichlidae. The transcript is spliced from 11 exons. The coding region runs from base 41 to 883 and encodes 280 amino acids. Gene Ontology annotation, cellular component: ubiquitin ligase complex. Gene Ontology annotation, biological process: protein neddylation.
GUCUGCGGACUUCCCACAGACAGUUGUAUGUUUCAUAAAAAUGCACUCUGAUGCGGCAAAUUUUCAGCUGAAUUCCCACUUGACUACACUGGCCAGCAUCCAUAAGAUCCACCACACCUUGCACAGGCUGAACUUGGCAGAAGACGUUGGACAGGACAGCCACCCCUCAGCUUGUUGCUCUAAAGCCAUGCCUCCUAGGAAAAAGAGGAGACCCUCUGCUGGAGAUGACAUGUCAGCCAAGAAAAGUCGCCAGGACAGCGUUUUCAGAAAACAUGAAACAUCCCAAAUCCGAGAGGAGGAGAUGUUUUCUAGUAAAAGAUGCUUGGAGUGGUUCUAUGAAUAUGCAGGCUGCGAUGAUGUGGUGGGUCCAGAGGGCAUGGAAAAAUUCUGUGAGGACAUCGGGGUGGAGCCGGAGAAUGUGGUGAUGCUGGUUCUUGCUUGGAAGCUGGAUGCCCAGAGUAUGGGAUAUUUCACCCUUCAGGAGUGGCUGAGAGGCAUGGGGUCAUUGCAGUGUGAUUCGACUGAGAGGCUGAGGAAUUCACUUGACUACCUGAGAUCUGUCCUAAAUGACAGCACCAGCUUUAAGCUCAUUUAUAGAUAUGCCUUUGAUUUUGCUCGGGAAAAGGAUCAGAGGAGUUUGGACUUGAACACAGCCAAAUGUAUGUUGGGGCUUCUUCUGGGAAAGACGUGGCCUUUGUUUCCUGUGUUUAAUCAGUUUCUAGAGCAAUCAAAGUACAAAGUCAUCAACAAAGACCAAUGGUGCAAUGUUUUAGAGUUCAGCAGGACAAUCAACCUGGACCUCAGCAACUAUGAUGAAGAUGGUGCCUGGCCUGUUUUGUUGGACGAGUUUGUGGAAUGGUACAAAGAAAGACAGAUGUCAUAACUGCAGCGCAAAAAUGGGAAAGUAGUACAACUGUGACAACAACGACUCUGAGAAUCAAUAACCAAUAAGUAACCAAUACAAAAAAAAGUAAAGGAGUGACUGUGGGUGCUUCCUGGGGAAAGGAGGGGUUUGGGCUGUGGGUGGGCUAGGGUGGGGUUGCUGGGUUUGCAGCCUGCAUGCACGCUGCUCAGAGCGUGGAGGCAGGAGGGCUGCUGUGCUCCCUACCGAAGUUGCGUAGUGGGCAAGCUUGCAGCAAUCUCCAGUGGCAUUGCUCUCUCACUGUGACAUGUCAUAUUGCUGUCUGUGUUAGGAUAACGUGGUGUCAUACAUGGAUGAUGGAAGCAAAAUGGUAUUGUGUGGGAGAACCACUCCUCACCCCUUGUCUUCAGCACAGAGAAACUGAGAGAAGUGACCAUUCAUGCAUUGUGUCUGAGUCUUAAAUAGGGUCACUUUGACCUGGGCACAUUAAAGUAUUAUACAUCUGUGCAAUGAACUUGAACUUGAGCUUUUCUGGACAGAUAGCACUUAAUUUUUUUAUUUUUUAUUUUUGUCAUAUUUUGAGUUUCAUAGGAGUACUUCAAGAAGCACACUGUGUCAAAUGGUUGAUUGCAAGUUUCUAUUCUAUUGAUUUGUGCCAGUUUGUAGUUGUUUUUUGUUUGUUUUCUUCUUUCCCCUCCAGUUUUGAUUGCUUC